AUGUUUAAGAAAACCAUGCAGCAGAAAAGACAAUCUUUUAUAAAGAACAAGAGCGAGGUGUAUCCUCAAAAAGCGCUCAACCUUGGAAACAAAAUAAAAGGGAGAAGUAAAAAUAUGAAUAGUAAAAUAAAAGUUGUGGUAAGAAAGAGGCCACUAAGCGAAUUAGAAAAGAAGAAAAAAGAAAGUGAUAUAAUUACAGUAAAGAAUAAUUGCACACUUUAUAUAGAUGAGCCAAGAUAUAAAGUGGACAUGACAAAAUAUAUAGAAAGACAUGAAUUUAUUGUAGAUAAAGUUUUUGAUGAUGGUGUUGAUAAUUUCACAGUAUAUGAGAAUACAAUAAAACCAUUGAUAAUAGAUUUAUUUGAAAAUAAUUGUGUAUGUUCAUGUUUUGCUUAUGGUCAAACAGGAAGUGGAAAAACAUAUACUAUGUUAGGUUCACAACCAUAUGGUCAGAGUGAUACACCUGGUUUAUUUCAAUAUGCAGCAGGAGAUAUAUUUAAAUUUUUAAGUAUAUAUGAUAAAGAUAAUACUAAAGGUAUAUUUAUAUCAUUUUAUGAAAUAUAUUGUGGUAAAUUAUAUGACUUAUUACAAAAACGUAAGAUGGUUGCAGCAUUAGAAAAUGGAAAAAAAGAAGUUGUUGUAAAAGAUUUAAAAAUUUUAAGAGUCCUAACUAAAGAAGAAUUAAUAUUAAAAAUGAUAGAUGGUGUUUUAUUAAGAAAAAUAGGUGUUAAUUCACAAAAUGAUGAAUCAUCUAGAUCACAUGCUAUAUUAAAUAUUGAUUUAAAGGAUAUAAAUAAAAAUAUAUCAAUUGGAAAAAUUGCUUUUAUUGAUCUUGCUGGAAGUGAAAGAGGAGCAGAUACUGUUUCACAAAAUAAACAAACACAAACCGAUGGAGCUAAUAUUAAUAGAUCUUUAUUAGCUUUAAAAGAAUGUAUUAGAGCUAUGGAUUCUGAUAAGAACCAUAUACCUUUUAGAGAUUCAGAAUUAACUAAGGUUUUAAGAGAUAUAUUUGUAGGCAAAUCGAAAAGUAUUAUGAUUGCUAAUAUAUCUCCCACCAUUAGUUGUUGUGAACAAACUUUAAAUACUUUAAGAUAUUCUUCAAGAGUUAAAAAUUUUAAAAAUAAAUCUACAUCUAUAAAUGAAGAAGAAGAUACAAAUACAGAAAGAAUUAGUAUAUUAGAUUCUAAAGGUAGUGAAAUUAAUGCAUCAGGAAUAGAAAAUAUCCUUAUCAAAUCAAAUAAUCUACUUUCAAAUAACAACAACAACAACAAUAAUAAUAAUAAUAAUAAUAAUAAUAAUAAUAAAAUGAAUCGUAUCAAAAUUUAUGAUAAGAUAGAAAGAAUUAAUAUCUUAAAAAAUAAAUCCUUUGAUAAACCUAGGGAAGCAUUCACAUCGAACAUAGGAAAAUAUAAUUCACUUAAUGAUAUAGACAAAAUAAAAAAAAAUAAGAAAAAAGGAUUAAUAAAUUAUAAAAGUAAUUUAUAUAGUGACAACACCACAAACAAAAAGCACAACAAUAAUAAUAAUAAUAAUAGUAAUAUGGUCAAUAAUAAUAAUAUCAAUAUUAUCAAUAAUAAUAAUAAUAAUAAUAAUAAUCGUAAUAAUAAUAAUAAUAAUAAUAUAGUGCCACAACCGAGCUAUGCAUUUACUGAUACCUCCGAUUUUUCCUCCCUUGACGAAAUGAACUGCAACUUAAACAAUAGCGACAAAAGCAUUUUUUUACACAAAAAAAAUUUAAGAGAAAACAAUAAAUUAAAAAACAGAACUAGUUGUGAUAACAUUAUGAACAAGAAGAAAAACAAUCUUCAACUAGUUAGACAUAGUGUAGGAAGUAAAUUAACAAUGUUUUCUUACGACCCACAAAAACUUAAGGCUAAUGUGUUUUUUAAAACUAAUAUAAAUAAAAUUAAAAGUAAUACACCUAAUUAUCUACUAUAUGAACCUAGAUAUCUAUCGAAUAUUAAUAGUAAUCCUUUACUAGGCUUAAACAAAAAUAAUCUUCAUGAUAUCCCUACAAAGGUUGAAAAUAAUAAUGAUAAUAAUAUAAAUAAUAGUAAUAUGAAUAGUAUUAAUAAUAGUAAUAUGAAUAGUAUAAAUAAUAGUAAUAUGAACAGUAUAAAUAAUAGUAAUAUGAACAGUAUAAAUAAUAGUAAUAUGAACAGUAUAAAUAAUAGUAACAAUAAUAGCAAUAGUAUUUAUAAAAGUAAUUAUAAUAGUAAUGACUUCAUAUCAGAUGAUCAAAUAAGACAAGUUAAUGAAAUGGAUCCAAUCAAUAAAAAUAAUGAGAACAUAUUUUUUGAUGCUAUAUCCUGUGAUAAUAAUAUAAAUCAUAAUAUAACCAAUAAUAAUAAUAAUAAUAAUAAUAUUGAUGAAACAAAUAACUGUAUGAAGUUGUAUGCUUAUAAUAGUCAGAACCUAUUUCAGACUGAUAAUAAUAAGAAUACAAAUACAAAUAGUCAAGAUGAGAAUAUAAAUUAUUCAUUGAAUUUUUACGACUAUAAUUUAAAUGAUAAAAAUAAUUUGAUAAAUGUAAAUAAUAAGGAACAAAAGGAAAAAAACAUAUAUGGAAGUGACAAAAAUAUUAUUCAUAAUAGCAAUAAUUUUGAAGAAAAUAAAAAAACAAAUUUAUAUAAUAAUAACAAUAUUGUUAUAGUAAAUAAUAAAAUAAGAAAUAGUAAUAGUCCACGUAUGAAAUAUGGUUUAUCUGGUAGUCAAUCAAGUAUUGAUAAUAUGAAAAAUAAUAAUAUAAAUGAUAAUGAUAAUAAUAAUAAUAAUAAUAUAUAUAAUAAUAUUAAUGAUGAUGAUACAUUUCAAAAUGAUUAUUGUCAAAGUGAUAAUACUUCUAGUGAUAGAAUAAAAAACAAUAUUAAUAUAAAUAAUAACGUAAUGAAUAAUGAUGAUAUAAUUUUUACUAUAAAUAAUUUAAAUGAUUAUAUGAGCAAUACCUUUUUAAAAUUUAAAAUGAAAUAUAAAUAUCCAAUAAUAAGCCCCAAUGAAGAUAUAUAUAAUAAAGAAAUAGAUGGAAAAAAUAUUAGACUUGAUGAUCUAGAUAAAUAUGAUAAUAAUGAAAUUAAUCAUUACAUUAAUAAUGAAAAUGAUCUUAAUAAUAAUAAUUAUAAUGAACAUAAUGAAAAUGAUCUUAAUAAUAAUAAUUAUAAUGAACAUAAUGAAAAUGAUCUUAAUAAUAAUAAUUAUAAUGAACAUAAUGAAAAUGAUCUUAAUAAUAAUGUUGAUUUGAAUAAAAUGGAAAAUUUUAAUAAUAAUGAAUAUCUUAGCUACUUUCAAAAUAAUGCAGAUACAAUAAUAAAUAACUGCUUGAAUUUCAUAGAUAUUAGUAGUAUGUAUGAAGAUACAAAAGAGAUACUAAAUAAUAUAUUAUUAUCUAAAUAUAAAGCUGAUAAAGAUAGUGUUAUAAAAAAAUAUAUUAAUGAUGAUAUAAAAAAUAUGUCUUUAGAAGAAAUAGAUAAAGUGGCUCAGUCUAUAUAUGAAAAGAGGAAAGUAUUACUUACAAAAUUAUUAGUAUUAUUUAAAGAAAAUGUAGAUACACAAAUAAAUAAUGAAACAAGUGAUUUAAGAAAAGAUCUAGUUAUGUGUCAUAUAUGUAAUAAUAAUCCUGAUGAUCAAUUUCAUUUUUAUGCAUAUAGUAGAUUAGAAAAGGAUAUAAUUAAUUUAAUUAUGUUACGACAAUUGUGGUGUGAAAGUGAAAACUUAAGACUCUUAUAUCAAUUCUUAGUAGUCGAGUAUCAAAAUAAAUCUGAAAAUUCUAUUUUAUUAAAUGUACCUUCAAAUAAUAGUGACCAUAUAUUACUUAAUAAUAAACUCUUACAAGAUAAUUUAAAAAAUAAUAUCGACCACAAGAAUAUACAAAAAAACUAA
This is a messenger RNA of Plasmodium gaboni, 3876 nucleotides long. Its product is annotated as putative kinesin-13. The record is from RefSeq and is a predicted model, not a curated record. The transcript is spliced from 2 exons. Gene Ontology annotation, biological process: microtubule-based movement. Bases 1 to 3876 code for a protein of 1291 amino acids. Gene Ontology annotation, molecular function: microtubule binding; ATP binding; microtubule motor activity. NCBI's taxonomy places the organism in Eukaryota, Apicomplexa, Aconoidasida, Haemosporida, Plasmodiidae.